AUGUCGAACCGGACGGCGAAGGCUACACUGUCGUCGGUUAUGACCAAGUCGUCCAUACUUGUCCGCCGCCGCAGCAUGUCGUCAAUUCCGUGGGCCACAAUGGACCCCAAAGCAUUAGGCACGACCGCUGAGCCGUACGCUGUCCCGAAUAUUGUUGACGGAAAGUUAACCAGCACGAGCAAGACCAUCGAGAUUAUUCACCCCCUCGACAGGGAUGCUUACCCGAUCUUCACCGUCCCCGACACGCAGACUGGAGAGAUCCAGCCAUUCUUGGAUUCGCUGCGAAAAGUCACCAAGAGUGGCAUGCAUAAUCCUUUGAAGAAUCCUGAGCGUUACCUUGAUUACGGAGAGAUUUCGCGUAAGGCAGGAGACGCUCUAAUGCAACCGGACAUCGCUGAGUUUUUCAUUCAGACUAUUCAGGCGUGUGUUCCUAAAUCGCACGCACAGGCUGCGGGCGAGGUUAGGGUCACAGCUGCAUUCUUGAACAACUUCGGUGGUGACAACGUUCGUCGUUUGGCCAAAUCUUUUGGUGUUCCAGGAGAUCACUACGGGCAAAUGAGCGUUGGACACCGCUGGCCGUAUGGCCCCGUCGCCAUCGUGACGCCUUUCAACUUUCCACUGGAAAUUCCUGUUUUGCAGCUUAUGGGGGCCUUGUACAUGGGAAAUAAACCCGUUCUUAAGCCCUCGGAGCAAGUGUCAAUUGUAAUGGAACAGUUUCUACGUCUUCUACAUCACUGUGGUAUGGACGAAGGGGACGUUGAUUUCCUUAACUGCCGUGGUCCAGUCGCACAGGCAGUCAUUACGCAAACGCCCGUCCGGCUUACCCAAUUCACCGGGUCCUCAAAAGUCGGAGAGCUGCUCGCAGAGGCGACCAAGGGCAAAGUUCGUCUUGAGGAUGCUGGUUUUGACUGGAAGAUUAUUGGCCCAGACGUAGGCGAUGUGGACUAUGUAGCGUGGCAAUGCGAUCAGGAUGCGUAUGCUACUAUUGGCCAAAAGUGCUCUGCUCAGUCAAUUUGCUUUAUACACGAAAAUUGGAAGAAAGUCGGUCUCGUCGAAAAGAUUAAGAGUAUAACUGAAAAGAGAAAUCUGAACGAUCUCACCGCCGGACCCACGCUGACUGUCUCUACCAAGACGUUCCUGGAUCAUACGAACAGACUCGCAAGCAUUCCGGGUGCGUCGGUCUUGUGGGGUGGCGAGGAACUGGAGAAUCACAAAAUUCCCGAGAAGUACGGCGCCGUUAAACCAACAGCAGUGUUUGUUCCUCUCGAGGAAAUGAUCAAGGAAGAGAAUUUUGAAAGCUGCGUUACCGAGAUUUUUGCUCCAUUUCAAGUUAUUUCCUUUUACAACGAUGACACUAUUGACGAUGUUUUGAGCGCUUUGGAAAAGAUGUCUCAUCAUUUGACAGCAGCAGUUGUUUCGAAUGACGUGUCUUUUCAAACCAAGGUCCUCGCAAAUACCGUAAACGGAACCACUUAUGCCGGACGCCGAGCGCGUACGACGGGAGCACCUCAGAAUCACUGGUUCGGUCCGGCCGGGGAUCCUCGGGGUGCUGGUAUUGGGACUCAGGAAGCUAUUCAGCUGGUCUGGAGUUGCCACCGUGAGAUCAUCAACGAUAACCUAGUUCCUACGAACUGGAAUCAACCCCAGCAAUCCUGA
This is a messenger RNA of Phaeodactylum tricornutum CCAP 1055/1, 1656 nucleotides long. Its product is annotated as aldehyde dehydrogenase. The coding region runs from base 1 to 1656 and encodes 551 amino acids. Gene Ontology annotation, molecular function: aldehyde dehydrogenase (NAD+) activity. The transcript is spliced from 2 exons. The record is from RefSeq and is a predicted model, not a curated record. NCBI's taxonomy places the organism in Eukaryota, Bacillariophyta, Bacillariophyceae, Surirellales, Neidiaceae.